Messenger RNA from Acanthosepion pharaonis, 753 nucleotides. The record is from the annotation of a GenBank genome assembly. NCBI's taxonomy places the organism in Eukaryota, Metazoa, Mollusca, Cephalopoda, Sepiida, Sepiidae.
AUGUUGAUCGCUUCCAAUAAUAUUAUCUCUUCUGCUACCGGAAUCCAGCAAGAUGAUCCACUUGGUCCGCUAAUAUUUCCGAUGGUUGUUGACGGGGUAGGUCGUUCCAUCGCCUCUCCUUUCAAUAUAUGGUAUCUUGACGAUGCAACGCUUGAAGGACCCGUCGAGGCCGUAGCUGCUGACAUCCGACGAGUUCCGCUACAAUCUCCGAAGCGCCUUGCACAGGAUUUCUUAAAUGAGAUAGAUAUCACAGUUAAGAGAUGCGCGGAGUUAAUUUGCAACGUCAAUUUCGACGACACAGGCUGGAGGCAGGCAAAGCUCCCUUUGAGUUUCGGAGGCCUGGGCCUUCGAUCAGCGGUAGAUUUGGCCCUUCCAGCAUAUUUUUCUUCAUUUUCGUCCAGUCACGAAUUAAUUGAUGAGAUACUCGGUGGAUCGUCUCAGUGUUUCUUGGGUAGAUCUUUCGAACAAGCUUGCAGCGCCUGGACCCAAGAAUUACUUUCCCUCCCACUAGACACACCAAAACAAAAAAGCUGGGAUAAAAUAAAAUGCGAGGCCAAUUUUACUAAUUUGAGGCUCUCUCUGGAUCAGCAUGACCUCGCCUGUCUACUAUCUGCUUCACAACCGAGUAGUGGCGCCUGGCUCAACGCAGUGCCCUCUUCAUCUACCGUGUACAAGAGAAAGAAAAAUUGUGAAUAUAUCUAUCUAUCUAUCUAUCUAUCUAUCUAUCUAUCUAUCUAUCUAUCUAUCUCUUAA